Messenger RNA from Impatiens glandulifera, 3935 nucleotides. Its product is annotated as importin-5-like. Bases 88 to 3438 code for a protein of 1116 amino acids. Gene Ontology annotation, molecular function: nuclear import signal receptor activity; small GTPase binding. The record is from RefSeq and is a predicted model, not a curated record. Gene Ontology annotation, cellular component: cytoplasm; nucleus. Gene Ontology annotation, biological process: protein import into nucleus. The transcript has 20 exons. Lineage: Eukaryota; Viridiplantae; Streptophyta; Magnoliopsida; Ericales; Balsaminaceae.
UCAUUAUUUCUCCACUCCCUCCAUUUCAUCCAUCAGGUGCAGAAGAAGAAGAAGAAGAAGAGAGGCGACGCACCCUAUCUGAUUGCCAUGGAUCCUCAGUCAGCACAGCUUCAGCAAGCGCAGCUUGCCGCCGUCCUCGGUCCCGAUCCCGCGGCCUUCGAGUCUUUGAUUUCGCACCUGAUGUCAACGUCCAAUGAACAGCGCACGCAGGCGGAGACGAUCUUCAAUCUACUCAAGCAGAACGAUCCUAACUCCCUCGUCCUCAAACUAUCCCAUCUCCUUCAACAAUCGUCGCACCUGGAAGCCCGUGCCAUGGCGGCAAUUCUACUCAGGAAGCAGUUAACUCAGGAUGAUUCUUACAUAUGGCCCAAACUCACGCCAUCUACCCAGUCCUCUCUCAAGUCGGUUCUUCUUUCAUGUGUUCAGAGCGAGGAGGCGAAGACGAUAACAAAGAAGCUUUGCGAUACCAUAUCGGAGCUUGCUUCCAGUUUAUUGCCGGAAAAUGCUUGGCCCGAACUAUUGCCUUUCAUGUUCCAGUGCGUUUCGUCUGAUUCGCCAAAGUUGCAGGAAUCUGCUUUUCUGAUCUUUGCUCACUUGUCCCAAUACAUCGGCGAAAUCCUACUUCCUCAUAUUAAGAACUUGCACACUGUGUUUUUUCAGUGCUUGACCACUUCUCCUCACUCUGAUGUGAAGAUUGCUGCUCUCAGCGCAGUGAUUAAUUUUAUCCAGUGCUUGUCAAACUCAAAUGACCGCGAUCGUUUCCAGGAUUUGUUGCCGGCUAUGAUGAAGACAUUGACGGAAGCGUUGAAUAGUGGGCAGGAAGCUACUGCUCAGGAAGCACUCGAAUUGUUGAUUGAGUUGGCUGGGACGGAGCCAAGGUUCUUGAGGAGGCAAUUAGUUGAUGUAGUGGGAGCAAUGUUGCAGAUCGGUGAGGCAGAAUCUCUUGAAGAAGGAACGAGACAUCUAGCAAUUGAAUUCGUUAUUACAUUGGCGGAGGCAAGAGAGAGGGCGCCUGGUAUGAUGAGGAAGCUGCCUCAAUUUAUCAGUAGGUUAUUUUCCAUUUUGAUGAAGAUGCUAUUGGACAUUGAGGAUGAUCCAGCGUGGCACUCUGCGGAGACUGAGCAUGAAGAUGCAGGGGAGACUAGCAAUUACAGUGUGGGGCAGGAGUGUUUGGAUCGGUUAGCAAUUGCAUUGGGUGGAAACACUCUUGUGCCAGUAGCAUCGGAACAACUGCCAGUCUAUUUAGCCGCUCCAGAGUGGCAGAAGCACCAUGCUUCACUAAUUGCAUUAGCCCAGAUUGCCGAGGGGUGCUCAAAGGUAAUGGUAAAAAAUUUGGAACAAGUAUUGAACAUGGUUCUGAGUUCAUUUCAAGAUCCUCAUCCCCGAGUUCGAUGGGCAGCCAUCAAUGCCAUUGGGCAAUUGUCUACAGAUUUGGGACCAGAUUUGCAAGUUCAGUUUCAUACAAGAGUCUUGCCAGCUCUAGCUUCUGCCAUGGAUGACUUUCAAAAUCCUCGAGUGCAGGCACAUGCUGCUUCAGCUGUGUUGAAUUUCAGCGAGAACUGCACCCCUGAUAUUUUGACGCCGUACUUGGAUGGAAUGGUGAAUAAAUUGCUUGUGCUUUUACAGAAUGGUAAACAAAUGGUACAAGAAGGGGCCUUGACUGCUUUAGCGUCAGUUGCUGAUUCAUCACAGGAACACUUCCAAAAUUAUUACGAUACAGUUAUGCCUUACCUGAAAACUAUCCUGGUGAAUGCAACCGAUAAGUCUAACCGCAUGCUUCGAGCAAAAGCAAUGGAGUGCAUCAGUUUGGUUGGAAUGGCUGUUGGGAAAGAGAAGUUCAGAGAUGAUGCUAAGCAGGUUAUGGAAGUGCUAAUGUCGCUACAAGGUUCACAGAUGGAAACAGAUGAUCCAACUACAAGUUACAUGUUACAAGCUUGGGCUAGACUGUGCAAGUGCUUGGGACAGGAUUUCUUACCUUAUAUGAGUGUUGUGAUGCCGCCACUGUUGCAAUCAGCUCAACUUAAACCUGAUGUGACAAUUUCAUCGUUAGACUCCGAUAACGAGCUUGAUGAGUCUGAUGAUGACAGUAUGGAAACUAUUACUCUUGGGGACAAAAGAAUAGGGAUCAAAACAAGUGUUCUUGAGGAGAAAGCUACGGCAUGCAACAUGCUAUGUUGCUAUGCUGAUGAGUUGAAGGAAGGUUUUUACCCAUGGAUUGAUCAGGUUGCUCCAACAUUAGUUCCACUUCUGAAGUUCUAUUUCCAUGAAGAAGUUAGAAAAGCAGCUGUUUCAGCUAUGCCAGACUUAUUGCGUUCAGCAAAAUUAGCUGUAGAAAAGGGACUUGCUUCAGGACGUAACGAGUCUUAUGUCAAGCAGCUUUUGGAUUAUAUUGUGCCAGCCUUAGUAGAAGCACUACACAAGGAGCCUGAUACGGAAAUAUGUGCAUGCAUGCUGGAUGCUUUGAAUGAAUGUCUGCAGAUUUCUGGACCACUUCUGGAUGAAGGCCAGGUCAGAAGCAUUGUGGAUGAGAUAAAACAGGUUUUGACUGCUAGUUCAAGCAGAAGAAUAGAAAGAGCAGAGAGAACAAAAGCUGAAGAUUUUGAUGCUGAGGAGAGUGACUUGCUCAAGGAAGAAAAUGAGCAAGAAGAAGAAGUUUUUGAUCAAGUUGGCGAAAUUCUGGGAACUUUGAUAAAAACAUUCAAGAGUUCUUUCUUACCUAUGUUUGAUGAGCUCACAUCAUACCUCACGCCUAUGUGGGGAAAAGACAAAACACACGAGGAGAGAAGAAUAGCUAUUUGCAUCUUCGAUGAUGUUGCAGAGCAGUGUCGGGAAGCAGCUCACAAGUAUUAUGAGAUAUACCUUCCUUUCCUUUUGGAAGCUUGCAAUGACAACAACACUGAUGUUAGACAGGCUGCUGUUUAUGGACUUGGUGUUUGUGCUGAAUUUGGUGGUUCUGUUUUCAAACCUCUGGUUGGAGAGGCUCUUUCAAGGCUAAAUGUUGUUAUAAGGGAUCCUAAUGCUUUGCAAGUUGAGAAUGUAAUGGCUUAUGAAAAUGCAGUUUCUGCAUUAGGAAAGAUAUGUCAAUUCCAACGUGAUGCUGUAGAUUUAUCUCAGGUUGUUCCUGCAUGGUUGAAUUGCCUACCAAUAAAAUGUGAUUUGAUCGAAGCAAAAGUUGUUCAUGACCAGCUAUGUUCAAUGGUAGAAAGAUCUGCUAUAGAAGUGUUGGGUCCCAACAAUGAGUAUCUUCCUAAAAUUGUUUCUGUAUUUGCUGAGGUUUUAUGUGCGGGGAAGGAUCUUGCAAGUGAAGAAACUGUGAGCAGAAUGGUAAAUCUUCUGAAGCAGCUUCAACAGACACUAUCACCUUCUGCGUUGGCUUCAACCUGGUCGUCCUUGCAGCCUCAGCAGCAGCUUAUUUUGCAGUCCAUACUCUCAUCCUGACCGAUAAAAGAAAUGAAAAGGUGGAAGAGCUUGUUGUGUUUUUUUGUCUAGUUGUUGUUGUUGUGUCUGUUGUGAGGGUGAUUAUUGGUUUGCCAAUUCAUUUGCUAUAAGAAGCCAUAUUCAUACCAAAAAUUGUUUCCAUGGUGUGUGUCAUUUGCUUUACAGCAGUAAGUAAAAGGGUUUUGAGUGCUGAGUGAGUGCCAAAUCUUAUGGAGAUGAUGGUUCACAAGUCAGAGUAUAGUAUAUCCAACAAAAGGAUAUUUUCAACCUCGAGAGGAGGGUAAAAACACGUCAAAGGGACCCUUUGACGAAAAGAGACAGAAUUUGGAUCAGGUUGAGUAUGGUUGGUUGUAUGUAGGCAAGGGAAUUCCUGUCUCAGUUUUGGUCUCCUGGUUUUCUUUUCUUUUUUCUUUUUUUGUGACAAAUAAGUUAUUGGAAUUCUGAACCUUCUUUUUUGGGGAAAAAAAAAGAUGUUUGAAUGAAGAACUCUUGUGGUA